This is a messenger RNA of Dermatophagoides farinae (American house dust mite), 1465 nucleotides long. It is a transcript of the gene PRL-1, whose product is annotated as protein-tyrosine phosphatase 4A family member PRL-1. The record is from RefSeq and is a predicted model, not a curated record. NCBI's taxonomy places the organism in Eukaryota, Metazoa, Arthropoda, Arachnida, Sarcoptiformes, Pyroglyphidae. Gene Ontology annotation, biological process: dephosphorylation.
AUAUAUUAUUAUUUGCCUGAUGAUUUAUCAAACACACUCAUAUUUGAUUACGAUAAGCUGAAUUUGGUUUCAGUUUAUUUGUAUCACGCUUAUCGAAUAUCAUACACUAUUCAAAUGCGUGUGUGCUUGUGUUGGUGGUGGUGGUGGUGGAUGAUGAUCACAUCGAGAAAACAUUUUAAUUUUUUUGGUGCAUUUUUUUCCUCUAUGGUGAUGAUAAUAUAUUACAUUCGUCGUAUACUUGACGACAAUUUUUUUUCCACUGUUUGAUCUCUUGUUUCAUUCAUAUUUUUUGUACAUUGUGCUUCUGAUUUAUUUUACCGUUUUUAGUUUGAUAAACAAAUAAUAAACAACAAUUCUGGAAUUGAUUUUUUUUGUGUUCAUUUUGGUUCACUUGAAAUCUAAUUGAAUUUUUUUAUUUUCUUUCUUUUCCACUUUUAUGUGUUUUGCGAUCAUCGAUGCCAUUGAUUUCAUUAUCAACAAUCGAUGGUGGUGAUGCCAUUUCAAUUGAAUUCAAAAAACGUUCCUCAUUACGACAAUCACCAUCGUCGUCAUCAUCAUUGUUUGGUGGUCUUCAUUCAUCUCAUAAUAAAUCAUAUAAAAAAUCAUCGAUUCAUGGCCAUAAUCCGAAUCAAUUGGUACAACCAAAAUUUACUGAAAUUCGUAAUAGAAAUUUAAGGUUCCUAAUCACCGAUAAACCGACUGAUGCUACAUUGAAUCAAUAUGUGGAGGAACUACAACGGCGAAAUGUAACUGAUGUUGUUCGUGUUUGUGAAGCAACAUAUUCACCAAAACGUUUGGAACAGGCCGGUAUUAAAUGUCAUGAUUGGGCUUUUGAUGAUGGAACUCCACCACCACAAAAAAUUAUUGAUCAAUGGUUGGAAUUAAUUAUUGAACGUUUCAAAGAUUGUCCGAUACCGCCAUCAUCAUCAUCAUCAUCAUCAUCCAGGUCUGAUCGUAAAGUUAGCUCGGCAACAACAAAUCUAACACCGGCACAAAUUAAUGGUUCGAAUAGUGUGGAAGGAUCGCCUGGAUCUACCGCUGCUGCCAAUAUUGAUAGCCAAUUGCCAUGUAUCGCUGUCCAUUGUGUAGCCGGUUUAGGUAGGGCGCCUGUACUUGUUGCCAUAGCAUUAAUUGAAGCCGGUUUAAAAUAUAUUGAUGCUGUCGAAAUGAUUAGAGCUGCUCGACGUGGUGCAAUCAAUGCUAAACAAUUGGACUAUCUAAGCGAAUAUAAACCGAAAAAAGUGUUGAUGUUUACUAAUCGUUCAUCGUCGAAACGAAAAUAUUGCUGUAUCAUUUAAAAACAUUGGAAAGAAUUUUUUUUUGGAUCAUGAAACACCACACACACACACACACAAAUGACCACUUUAAAUGGUGUAUUUGAAACACGUGCCAUUUUAUCAUUAUGUAUGUGUGUAAAAGGUGUUUGUAUGUGUGUGUGUGUGUGUACGAUGUUUCUAUGUGUGAU